Messenger RNA from Postia placenta MAD-698-R-SB12, 1050 nucleotides. RefSeq lists its product as hypothetical. NCBI's taxonomy places the organism in Eukaryota, Fungi, Basidiomycota, Agaricomycetes, Polyporales, Adustoporiaceae. The record is from RefSeq and is a predicted model, not a curated record. The transcript is spliced from 8 exons. Bases 1 to 1050 code for a protein of 349 amino acids.
AUGGUGUACCAACCCUCAUUCAUUUCUGUCAACCUGGCGACCGUGUGCUUGGAGAGCCUUCUCUAUGGCAUAUUCCUCACCCUCUACGUCAGCUCGACCUUUCUCCUUUUGUCUCAAGGUCACCGCAAGCUUGUGGCGGCGGGAGCCGCCUCAUACUCCAUCCUUCGCGCACCAAUGUUCAUAGCCGCGCACGUCAUCUUCUGUACAGUUACUGGGCAUUGGAUAUGUACCGUCCUACGUUUAUUCGACGCGUUUGUGAACUACCAGGGAGGGUCAAACCCACUGUACAUCUAUGCCAAUUUAGCAUUACCCUCGGAGGUAGUCAAGUCUGCCCUUCUCGUGGGGACGUUGGCGACAUCCGAUGCUAUGAUUGUCCUAAAUGCAAAACACAGAUUUACCGUCUUCACUGGCGCAGGCGUGGCCUGGCAGUUCUCUCUCUACACCUUCAGUGAGGAUGUCUGGACGAGCCUGGCUGGCAGAUGGAUUACAAGUGACUGUGUUUUUACGUUUGCGACAAACAUGUACUGCACUGUCUUCAUCUCUUGGAAGGUCUGGCGCACUACUGUACGGACGAAGAGCUAUGGCGGCGGCAACAUACUGGGUGCAUUGGCAAUCAUUGUAGAGAGCGCCUUCAUAUCUACCGCGUGGAACCUCGUCUUCUUAAUCACAUACCAAACGCAUAACAACGUCCAGUUCACCGCGAUCGACCUCUGGAGCUCCAUCUCCGGCAUCGCCUUCAUGCUCAUCAACCUCCGCGUCUCGCUCGGCUGGGCGCAGCAAGCGAUCCUCUCCAGCCAUUCCGCGUCGUACAGCGGAGGCGGCGCGGUCCUCACCGCCCCGCACUCCCCGCGCCCGUUCUCGUACCAGUCGCGCUUUUCGCAGCUCCCGUCCCCCGGCGGGCGCGGCGACCCCUUCGCGCCGCAGUACCCGCUCCGCGUGCUCACGGUGAACGUCACGCAGGUGGUCGAUCGCGUGCGCGACAGCACGCCGGCGUCCGCAGCAAGCGAGAAGUACAUGGUCGGCGAUGACGGCUACGGCGAGGCGGUGUGA